UUGUGUACAAAACGCAAUUACUGGCAGCACGUGGCACUUAAAAAGUUGUUUUAACAAUUUUAUUAUUCAAGACAAAUACAAUAAUAUAACUAAUUAUGAAUUUAUGAAAAUUAACUCGUAAACAUUGUGAAGUAAUGAAAAAUGUUUAAAAGCUGUCAAGUGAUUUUAACGGACAUCAACAAUGUGCAAAAGUUAGAGCUGCAAAAUAAUAAAGAAGAAAAUGCCUCUACUUCUAAGGAACAUUUAGAAUUAAAUGAAAAUGGAGUACAAAAUAGUUUUAUAAAUAAUUUGACUGUAAAUAGCAAUGAGCAUACAAGAAUAAUAGCAAAACCCACAAAAGUUCCUAUGGUAAUGGUUGAAAAAUUGAGCGAAAAAGCAGGCACUUUAAAAAUUCCCAUAGUGAGCAUUGAAAAACUAUGUGAUAAUGAAAUCAAAAAAUAUACUGAAAAAAUUCUUUUAAUGAAUAUUGAGAAAGUGCCGACAAAUGGAAUUAAAGGAGUAUGUAUUGAAAAAUUACAUGAAAAACAUGAACUAAAAAUUCCAAUAGCUGAGAAAACGAAAUCUUUCAAAAUUCCAAUAAUAGAAAUUAAAAAACUUUAUUGGUGCACGCCAUGUCAAAGAAAUUUUCAAUCUAAUCAAACUUUACGAGAUCAUAUAAACUCAAAAAAUGAGAAACACGAUUUUAAUGAAUCGAGAGAAUUUAUUGCUACUAGACCAGUCAGGGAAGAAAAUGAUUUCUCCGUUUCGUCGGAAAAUCGAAAAAAUUUCAAAUCUACUCCAAUUUCAUUAAAUUUAAAUUCGUACAUCGAAGAAGGCGAAAAAGAUGUUGAAAUAAAAGUGACAGAGAUAACUAAUCCAGUUUGUGAAGAAGAUUUUUUGGAAUCCACACAAUGUCAACGAAAUUUAUUCACCUCUCAUAAUGAAGAAGAAGAAGAUGAUGAUGAAAAUAUAGAAAUAGAUGUCGUGGGGAAUUCAGACCAAGAUGAAGAUUUAGAUUUAGGAUUGCUACAAAUUCAAAACCAAAGAUUUGAAUUAAACAAUUUUUUACAUUCACCCAGUGAAACUGAAGAUUUAAUAGUUGAACCGAAUGAUAUUCUAACUAGUCAAGAAGAAAAUAAUCAAAAAUCUCCCAAUAAUCGAAGAAAUAUUUGGAAAGAUUCUUUACUUUAUGAAAAUGGAGAUAUUGAAGAAAUGGAAAUUAUAAAAAGUUCAGAAGAAAAUUUUUUUUCAAAAUCACCGCAUAAUUGGAAAUGUAUUUUCAAAGAUCAUUUACAUUUUCAGAAUGAAAAUAAAAAUAUUACCGAAAUAGAAAUUACAAAAAGUCCAAAGGAAAAUAAUUUUUCAAUAUCGCAACGAAUUCGAAGAAAUUUUUUUAAAGAUCCACUACAUUUUUUAAGUGAAAAUGAAGAUGUUGAGGAAAUUAACAUUGGGAAGAGUUCACGAGUUAAAAAGUUUUCGCCCCAAAGUCAAAAAAGUAUUUUAAGAAGUCGUUUAAAAGAUCCGCUACAUUUUUUAAGUGAAGAUGAAGAUAUUGAGGAAAAAGAAAUAAAAAAGAGUCCACGAGUGAAGAAAUUUUCAAGGUCGUCACAAAAUCAAAAAAUUUUAACAAAUCGUCUAAAAGAUCCGCUACACUUUCUAAGUGAAAAUGAAGAUAUUGACGAAAUAGACAUUAGGAUGAGUCCAGGAGAAAAAAAAUUUUUAAAGUCACAGAAUCAGCAAAAUAUUUUAAAAAGUCGUCUAAAAGAUCCGCUUCACUUUUUAAGUGAAGAUGAAGAUAUUGAGGAAAAAGAAGAAAAAAAGAGUCCACGAGUGAAGAAAUUUUCAAAGUCGUCACGAAGUCAAAAAAGUAUUUUAAGAAGUCGUUUAAAAGAUCCGCUACACUAUUUAAGUGAAAAUGAAGAUAUUGAGGAAAAAAAAAUUAGAAGGAGUCCACGAGUGAAAAAAUCUUUUAGUUCAACACAAAAUCAGAAAAAUAUUUUAACAAGUCUUCCAGAAGAUCUGCUACAUUUUUUAAGUGAAAAUGAAGAUGUUGAGGAAAAAAAAAUUAGAAAAAGUUCACGAAUAAAAAAAUUUUCAAAGUCGUCACAAAAGCCAAGGUGUCUUUUGAAAGAUCCUUUACAUUUUCAAAAUAAAAAUAAUGAUGUUGAAGAAGAAAUAGACGUUGUAAAUUGCAGUCCACAAGAGAACAUUUUUUCAAAAUCUCCACAAUAUCAAAAAAGUUUUUUAAAAGACCUAUUACUAUAUCAAAAUGAAAAUGAAAAUAUAAUUAAUACAUCAUCAAUGAUUAAAAAUGAUUCCAUUCACAUUAAAGAUAAAAAGAAUUUAUACUCUUUGAUAAACAAUAAUUCAUUCUACAAGUGUGACAUGUGCUCAAAACAAUUUAAAAUAAAACAAUCACUAGAAACACAUAUAAUAAAGCAUUUGGACGAGAAACUUUACACAUGUAACAAAUGUGGAAAAAGAUUUAUUGAACCAUCAAUUUUAAAAAUUCACAUGGCUUUUCACACUGGUGAUAGGCCUUUUGAUUGUGGUGUAAACAAAAGUAAAACAUAUUAUCGUAGUGACGCAUAUUCAGAAGGAAAUCCCCUGACCAAACUCAACACACCUUAUAAAUGUAAAAUUUGUCAAAAAAAUUUACGUACAAUUACCCUUUUAAAAUCUCAUAUGCUCGGACAUUUGGGUGUUAAACCAUAUGAGUGUCACAUUUGCCAUCAGAGAUUAUCAACAAAAUCUUCGCUAACAUCGCAUGUGCAUAUUCAUAAAAAUGAAAAACCAUUCUCCUGUGAUAUUUGUUCGAAAUCAUUUCGUAAAUUGGAUUAUGUCAAGUAUCAUAAACGAAUACAUAUGGAACAAAGACCCUAUCAAUGUUUGAUAUGUAACAAAAUGUACAGUCGUAGUCACGAUCUUAGAACUCAUAUGUCUCUACAUACGGGAAUUAAACUUUAUCAAUGUCAAUAUUGUGAUCAAGGUUAUUCGAGGAAAAAAUUUCUCUCCAAACACAUGAUGAUCCACAAUUAUGAAAUUUCAUCUAAUCAAGAAAAUAGCGAUGAAUCUAAUUCUAAUGAUGUUUACUUAAAAUAGUAAUAAUUGAAAGACACAGAUGGAUUUACAACGAAAAUUUAAUUAUUUUUUUUUGCUCAAAAUGAACCGGUGAUUUAUCAAGUAUUGUCGAUUCAAAUAUGAUGAAGAAUUUGCAAAAACCAUCGAAUUUUUAUUCUCAACAUAAAAGAAAAUUGUAUUUUCAUUCUCAAAAUGAACCAGUGAUUAAAACAAAUAAUGAUUUGAACAUUAUUAUUUAUCAAGAUGUGAUAAAUUGAAAAACAAAUAUCGAUUCGAAUAUAAUGAAUGAUUUUGCAACUUAAAACGAAUUUUUAUUCUCAAAAUCAACCAGUGAUGGAAACAAAUAAUAUUGAUUCAAAUAUUAUUUAUCAAGAGACGCCAAAUUCAAAAAUAAAUACCAAUUCAAAUUUUGAAUGUGAUAUGUGUAAGAAAAAAUUCACGACUCACGAACGCGUAAAGAGAUAUAUAAUUCGUCAUAUUAAUGUGAUGAAAUUAACUGAAUAUAUUUAUUGUUGCUCAAUUUGCGUUAAGAAAUUUACUCGGCAAUGUUACUUAAAUAAACACAAGAAAAUUCAUUUUAAACUGAAAAAUAAAAUUGAAAUUAAAUUUAAGUGCACUUUUUGUCACUUAACAUUCGGGCAAAAAAAAUUUCAAUCUCAACACGAGAAAGUAUAUGUAUUUUUUAAAAAAAAUACUACAGAAGAGAAUGCAUUUUUAAGUAAUUUCAAAUCAUACAGCGAAAUGGAAAAUAAUGAAAAUGGCGAUUUAGAAUUUUAAGGAAAAGAUAUUAAAAUAUAAUUUGUUUAUAUAAAUAAAUAAUUUCUUUCUUUGUGGCGAAAAGUAAUUUGUGAUACAGUAGUUUUUAAAAAAAAUCAAGCAACUUGAUUAUUUUAUUUUGUUAAUUAAAAAAUUUUAAGAUGGUUUUUUAAAGACACAAUUUUUUUUUGUUUAUUAUAUAAGUAUUUUUACACAGUUU
Leptopilina boulardi is the source of this 4036-nucleotide messenger RNA. RefSeq names its product zinc finger protein 37 homolog. The coding region runs from base 142 to 3081 and encodes 979 amino acids. The record is from RefSeq and is a predicted model, not a curated record. Gene Ontology annotation, biological process: regulation of transcription by RNA polymerase II. Gene Ontology annotation, molecular function: RNA polymerase II cis-regulatory region sequence-specific DNA binding; DNA-binding transcription activator activity, RNA polymerase II-specific. Gene Ontology annotation, cellular component: nucleus. Lineage: Eukaryota; Metazoa; Arthropoda; Insecta; Hymenoptera; Figitidae. The transcript has 2 exons.